AUAUUUGCAUGACGAAGUUGCUGCAGUUGGUGAAAGAAGGUUUUGAAACGAUAAGUCAAGAUGACUGGAGUGCAUACUGCCUCCAUGUGGAGAAACUUGAAAGAGAAUAUUGGGUUAAGGAUGGGGUUAUGGAAGACAUAAUAGACGCUAUAGUUAUUAAUUUAGAAAGUGAUGACGACGAGGACGACGACGACGACGACAGUAAUGAUAGUGACAAUGUUGAUGAUGACCUCUAAAAUACGAUGUAUGUAAACAGGCAAUGAAUAUUUUUUUGAAAAAUAUGUUGUGUGUUCUUUCAAGCCUGACUCUGCUCAUACACUAUGAAAUUUCUUUUGGUAGAAAUGUAGUACAUGGUAGUAAAAGAUUUUCCAAGAUAAAUACAGUCAAAUGUUGUCCAAAGCAAUAAAUACCAUUAUCACUUGUUGUACAAAACCAGGAAUAACUUGAGAGCUUCAUGGUAAAAUCAAUUAACGUUUCGCUAGCA
Messenger RNA from Schistocerca americana (American grasshopper), 484 nucleotides. RefSeq names its product calsequestrin-2-like. The transcript is spliced from 2 exons. The record is from RefSeq and is a predicted model, not a curated record. Bases 9 to 236 code for a protein of 75 amino acids. NCBI's taxonomy places the organism in Eukaryota, Metazoa, Arthropoda, Insecta, Orthoptera, Acrididae.